Brugia pahangi is the source of this 636-nucleotide messenger RNA. NCBI's taxonomy places the organism in Eukaryota, Metazoa, Nematoda, Chromadorea, Rhabditida, Onchocercidae. The record is from the annotation of a GenBank genome assembly.
AUGAAGUAUGAUGGACAAACAAAAGAAAAGAUGAAUAAGCAAAUCGUAGAAGAUGAAGAUAAUGGACCAGAGUUAAUGAAUGUGCGUGUUUCUUCACAGUACAAACAAAUGGAAGCUAAAGAUUACUUUUCACAACAAAGCAGUAUUGAAAUUAUUGAAUCGAUGCGAGCCUCGUUGUUCGAAGAUAAUUCUCCAAACGAACCUUCUGAAACAGAGAAAAUCAUUUUAAGCAGUGUAGAAGCAGUCGCCAGCACAGCAGAUUUGCAGAAGAGUGGUUUUAUUCUCCAACAUUCGGGAGACAGCGAAGACGUCCCAGAAAGUUCGGGACAGUUCGCAACGUUCGGUUCCCCGAGUGAUCCUUACAUAAAUUCACCGCAUAUGGAUUCUACUUUUUCUUUACCGACGGUCGCGGAACUUGUUAAUCGUGGACCCGUUCUUAAGAAAGGCUCAACCACCGGAAGCUCGUCGUCUGGAAACAACGUCACUGCCAAACCAGAUGUAGCAGGAGAAUUGUUCACUGAACACAGUUCGAGUGCUGAGGGAACGCCGAGUGCCGAACCAAAGACAAAGAAAAUGAAAAUUAGUCGUUCAAAACUUGAUUAUCAUAUGGUAAUUUAUUUCAAAUUCAUAAUUUAA